AUGCCUGACACAGCAGGGACCUGGACGCCUGCCGACAGUGUCCGCGCAAUUCGCGCAGCCAACCAAGCAACUGCUGAAGGCCAUUGGUCCGACUCAGCCAUGAAGCGGGCUACUACCCGCGACAAGGAUGCCUUCACCGAGCAACCUAAUGAAACUACAGCAAAUGAUGCGCAACUCAUGUCCACCGCAAAACCGCAGUGUUCUACGACCAGAGCCAGUGCCACCUCAACCCUGACCUUCCUGCCGCGUGUGCAUUCGGGUGAAAUAAAUCAGCACAUCGAGGUACCGCAUGCUUCGGUACAGAGGAAAAGACAGUCGUUUCCACCGGAAGAUAGUGUCGCAACCUUCCCGCGUCAAAAUGCGCAGGAGGUGGCGCUCCAAAGAACAGAGACGCUUACGAACUCUAUUCUGCCAUUGCAUGAGUCAGCUUUGAUAAAAGGCCUUAGAUCUACAACUACAUCUCCCUACUGGAGCAGUCAAAAACAGACAGCAAUAUUGCAAUCGGCAUAUACCCCUCUCAAGGAACAACCUAGUAUCGCGCCGAUGAAAGUCGAUGCUGAGGCCUCGGAUAGACUUAAGAGAACAUCCCUGCAUUCACCUUCGGAAUCCGAGCGAGAGCCAUCAAAGAAGCCAAAACUCGAUUCAGGGCUGGCGAGAAAGAGCUGGCAGCAAAGCAAGCACCGGUCAGGUGUGAGGGUAGAGAUGAAGCGAGAUGGGGCCUGGAAAGCCCAGCUGGCAGCAAAGGACAACGCAAAGCUGUACAACGAGGAACAUAACAGCGCUGGUCAAGCAGAAGAACUUGCGCCGCCCAUCGCUGAACGGGAGAAUCAUAUCCAACACGAACAGGGUGAAGUUCAUCGUCGUGCAGCCCCAGAUGUACCACAGAUCCAGGGAGACCUUGUACAGCAGGAUGCGUCACAGCUUAAGCAGGGUCAGCAGUUAGAAGAAGCGGCACAAGAUCAGCAAUGCCCUCUACUGGAUGAGGAUCCGCGUUCGGAGCAAGAACUCGCGACGAAGGAAGCACCACAGCUGGCGAAGAAUGAGGGGACGAAAGAGCCAAAACCCUUUCAUCCGAAUCUCUCGUCCGAAGAUGGAGCGAACAAUCUGCAAGACAUAGCACCCGGAGAAACAGAACACACUCCACAGGGUGUUGUACCAGAAGAAGCGGAACAGAGCUUGCAAAAGCUAGCAAUGGUAGAGGAAGCGCAAGAGCAACAAGACUCCGAAUUCGAGGCAACAGAUCUACUCCAGCUAGAUGUUGCACCCGAGCAAUCGUUGCAAGCGCUACACGGACCCGCGACGGUGAAGGACGGCCGCAAGAAGAGGAAGAAGCGCGGGCUCGGAACGAAGAGACGACUGGCAAAAGAGAGGACGGCAGCAGAGAGCGCAACCAAAGAGGCAGCAACGAAUGCUGAAGAUCUAAUCGAUGGAAGUGAAGAAGACGUGAGAGAUGAAGAAGUAACAAAAAAGGAGAAGAAACCAGACAAAAGGACUCGCGUAAAACUUCGUCAGCAAGCCCAGGAAGCUCAGGAAGCUCAGGAAGCUCAGGAAGCUCAGGAAGCUCAGGAAGCUCAUGAAGCGCAGGAGGCCCAGAAAGCCUAUGGAGUUCAAAGCUCCUAUAUCUACGAAGCGAUCGAGAUGACCAGUGUUCCACGUAACUUGGGCCAGCUCGAAGAGAUCGCAUCUCGAUUUGUAGAAUCGUUCGGGCAGGACAAACAGGUCGAUGCCCCUCAUCCCGAUUCACUCCAGGAAGAAAACCAGCUCGGAUCUCAAGCACCGUACGAUAACCUGCAUGAUGCGCUUGGACGUAAUAGGAUGAUUCGAAACCUCGAUCAUCUCCAAUCUACAGCUUCUCGGUUUGCCAAUUUCACGAAGAAAGAUGUACGGUCCAACUUCAUCCGCCACAACUCUGCACAAGAAGUUGUCUUCUAUCUUCAACUCAUGGAAGAGACUGGGCUGCCUGUAGGCCAUUCGAGAAAGGAUCCGCACCAUUGUGACGCUCUGCUCUCUCUUCUCCAGCCUGGCAUCUCGGAGCCUACCACCAAGGCGCCUAUGCAUCGUGAUCUGCCUGACAAUACGCGCAAUACUACCAAGAGUGCUUCCCUGCCUCAAGUUGACAUAGACAGACACCUGCAGUAUCAAGAUGCUCUCCUGUCUCUCCUCAAAUUUGGAGCCUCUCUGCCUGUGACUGCGCGGCACUCAUAUACGAACAUGCUCAAGAAAGCGUCCGGUAGCGCAGUCCAGACCUACAAUCAAUCCACACAGCAUGCGCAGGAAGAUGCGCGGGCCCUUGAAGUAUCAUCAACUAAAGCACGAAACCGAGAUUCGUAUACUGUCGUAAAGCAGAGCGAGAUGGAGGAACUCAAGAACCGUCUGCGUGCGUUAGAAGUCGAGAACAGGUUUCUGAAAGGGAUGCACGACCAGGAAUUGCAGCACGAAGCGAGGGUCUCCUUGUAG
Molecule: messenger RNA, 2457 nt
Organism: Didymosphaeria variabile
Lineage: Eukaryota; Fungi; Ascomycota; Dothideomycetes; Pleosporales; Didymosphaeriaceae
Exons: 2
Coding region: 1-2457 (818 amino acids)
Source: RefSeq, a predicted model, not a curated record